UUUCGCAUGUAAUAAUACUAUCUAAUACUGUAUCACUAAUUUUUCUUUACGAUAUCUUUAGAUCAGCUGGAGACUUGGACAUUUGAAGACUUGUUAACGGAAUUGGACACAUUGCUUCUCUUUAUUAUACACUACCUGACAAGUGUCUACACAGAAAUAAUGUGGAAUAUGAUGACAAUUUCUCUGAAAAACACGACUCGUCAACUAAUGAACGACUAUGCUAGUGAAGAAUGCGCAAAUUCAGAAACAAGUGAUUUCACUAGAGAUGGAUGUGAUCUUUCAAAUUACAGAACUAGUGAGGAAAGUUCUGACUCCGUCUCAAAGAAACAGCAUUACCGGUACCUAUGGAUGAAAUUGUCCACUCUACAGUAUACAGGUUUUCCAGUGUUUUUUCCUCAAUCUAUGGAUAUCAAUUGGCAUUCAACUUCUUGUUUUUUCUAUUUCUGGGAUUUGGGUGGACAGGGGCCAUCUACCGUUUUGUAGCACCCAAGGACAUCGACACUGGUGAUGUGUUGCAGCUGCUGGGACUGUGUGUUGAAAUUGGAGAGUGUUUUGUCUGGAUUUUUGUUGGAUCCACCACAGCUGACACAGCACAGAGAGCGAUGGAUAUAGAGAUGAAAAAUAAAUUGUUGGAAAUAAUUAGGAGUAACAAAGAGAAUCUUUCUAAUGAAGAGGAAAAUAUAUUUUUGAAGAUUGUUUCAAGGACAAAAACAGAAAUGAAGUUGGGUGGCUAUGGCAGAAUUGAUAGGAACUUUCUUUAUAAGGUUCUACUUGCAUGGGCGAAUUACACACUAAUUCUUCUACAAUUUCGAAAUUUAAUUCUAGAUACCAGUAAAGAUGAUCCAGAUAAAAAAGCAGGUCUCAUUUUGGAGUGGUCUGCAGAUACAUAG
This is a messenger RNA of Nilaparvata lugens (brown planthopper), 890 nucleotides long. RefSeq lists its product as uncharacterized. Bases 345 to 890 code for a protein of 181 amino acids. The transcript has 4 exons. Gene Ontology annotation, biological process: sensory perception of taste. Gene Ontology annotation, cellular component: membrane. Lineage: Eukaryota; Metazoa; Arthropoda; Insecta; Hemiptera; Delphacidae. The record is from RefSeq and is a predicted model, not a curated record.